Acanthosepion pharaonis is the source of this 984-nucleotide messenger RNA. NCBI's taxonomy places the organism in Eukaryota, Metazoa, Mollusca, Cephalopoda, Sepiida, Sepiidae. The record is from the annotation of a GenBank genome assembly.
AUGGCCUUUCUCUUCUAUUUCCUCUUUUUUCUCUUUUUCUUUUUCUUUCAAUAUUUCUUCUCCCUUUUUUUAUGUUUAUACAUGAUUAAAAUCGAAAGCUUUGAAUACUGCAGAUCAUUCAUGACACACGAAGAUAUUUGCUGCUGGGGUUUUCCAAAUAUUGCUUUCUUCUUCUUCAUCUUCUUUCUUCUCCUCUUCCUUCUUCUUCCUCCUCUACCCCAUCCUCCUCCUCCUCCUUCUUCUUCUUCUUCUUCUACGCCUUCUCCUACUUCUACUUCUCCCUCCUCCUCCUCCUCCUCCUUCAUCUUCUUCUUCUUCUUCUUCCUUCCCCUACUACUUCUUCCUACUCCUGUUAUUCUUUUUCUUUCCCCUUUUCCUACUUCUUUUUUUUCCCUCCUUCCUCCUCCUCCUCUUCUAUUUCUUCUUCUUCCCUUUCCUUUUUCUUCCCGCUCCUUAUCAUUCUAUGUGUUCUUUUUCUUUUUCCUGCUCUUUAUCCUGUUUCUUUUUUCUUCUCUCUCCUCCUUCUUAUUCAUAAUUUUUCUUCUCUCGCUUCUUCUUCAUCUUCUUUCUCCUCCCCCAUCUUCUUCUUCUCCUCUUCUUCGUCUUCUUUUUCUUCUUCUUCUUCUUCUUCUUCUUCUUUCCCCGCUUUCCCCGCAUUCUACUUCUUCCACUUUCUCCUACUACUUCUUCUUUCCCCCUUAUUCUACUACUUUUUCUUCCCCGUCCUUCUCCCUAAUCUUCUUCGUCCCCUUCCUUUUUUCUUCUUCGUUUUCUUCUUCUUCACGUUCCUUUUUCUUCUUCUUCUUCUUGCCGCUCCUCAUCCUACUUUUUCCUUCUUCCCCUCCCCCUCCUCCUUCUUCUUCUUCUUUUUGUCUUCUCCCCUUUACCCCUUCUUCUGCUUCUUCUUCAUCUUCUUUCUCCUCCUCCUUCUUUUUCUCCUCCUAUUUCAUUUUUUUCUUAAAAAAAUGUCAAGGAAAAAGAUAG